This is a messenger RNA of Triplophysa dalaica, 4806 nucleotides long. It is a transcript of the gene stim1a, whose product is annotated as stromal interaction molecule 1a. The record is from RefSeq and is a predicted model, not a curated record. Bases 232 to 2568 code for a protein of 778 amino acids. Gene Ontology annotation, molecular function: protein binding; calcium ion binding; calcium channel regulator activity. NCBI's taxonomy places the organism in Eukaryota, Metazoa, Chordata, Actinopteri, Cypriniformes, Nemacheilidae. Gene Ontology annotation, cellular component: endoplasmic reticulum; plasma membrane. The transcript is spliced from 13 exons. Gene Ontology annotation, biological process: store-operated calcium entry; intracellular calcium ion homeostasis; activation of store-operated calcium channel activity.
CCGGCGUGAAUCGACAAGGAAGCGUAGCUCGCACGGCCCGUCGCUGCUUCGAUCGCUGAUACUACCGUCCACCUGACGUUUUCUUUCACUCGCCGGAUCGCGGUCGUGUGUUUUCUGGAGUGUUUUAAUAAAAAGCCUCAAUGGAGUCUCGUGGGAGGAGAGAGCAGCCGCUGAAGACGAACAUUCGAGUUUAAGCUCAACCAGUGAGACGAAAUUCACAGCUCUUCCAGUAUGGAGCUCAGCAGACUGGUGACUUUCUGGAUUGUGUGUCUAUGCUGCUUGUGGAAAUGUCGGGCGGACAAAUUCAAUUCAGUGAGCACAGAACCGCCACCACUGGACAACGGUGUGUCGGAGCUCUGCCGCAUCGAUGAACCCCUGUGCCAGGAUGAGAACGCCAUCCUCAGCUUUGAGGCCAUCUGCAGCAUUCACAAGCAAAUGGAUGAUGAUGCCAAUGGAAACGUGGAUGUUUCGGAGACUGACGGGUUUUUAAGAGAGGACCUUAACUACAAUGACCCCAAAGCCAAACACAACAGUUUUCACGGUGACGAUCAGUUCAUCAGCGUUGAGGACCUGUGGAACGCCUGGAAGAGUUCAAAGGUGUAUAACUGGACUGUAACUGAAGUUGUGGACUGGCUCAACGACUACGUCGAGCUGUCGCAAUAUGCGGAGGCCUUCAGCAAAUGGAACUUAAACGGUACCGCCAUGCCCCGUUUGGCUUUGAAGAACGUCACUCUAACACAAACAGUCCUGAAGAUUCUGGACCGGAGUCACGCUCAGAAACUGCAGCUGAAGGCGUUGGACACGGUUCUGUUUGGAGCUCCUAUGAUGAACAGACACAACCAUCUGAAGGACUUCAUGCUGGUCGUGUCUAUCGUCAUUGGGAUGGGAGGCUGCUGGUUCGCGUACAUCCAGAAUCGACACUCUAAAGACCACAUGAAGAAGAUGAUGAAUGACCUCGAUAGUCUCCAGAGGGCUGAGCAAAGCCUCGACGACCUCCAGCAGAAGCUGCAGAUCGCUCAGGAAGAGCAUCGCUCGGUGGAGGUGGAGAAGGUGAACCUGGAGCAGAAGCUCAGAGACGAGAUCAAUGCUGCCAAACAGGAGGCGCAGAGGCUGAAGGGGCUCCGGGAGGGAACCGAAAAUGAGCUCAGCCGACAGAAGUAUGCCGAGGAGGAACUUGACCAGGUACGUAUGGCUCUGAAGAAAGCAGAAAAGGAGCUGGAGUCUCGCAGCAGUUGGUCUCCUCCAGGAGCUCUGCAGAAGUGGUUACAGCUCACUCACGAGGUGGAGGUGCAGUAUUACAACAUCAAGAAACAGAACGCAGAGAGACAGCUGCAGGUGGCCAAAGAGGGGGCAGAAAAGAUCAAGAAGAAAAGAAACACUUUGUUCGGGACGUUUCAUGUGGCACACAGCUCUUCACUGGAUGAUGUCGAUCACAAAAUACUGGCAGCUAAGCAGGCACUGGGUGAGGUCACUGCAGCCCUGAGAGAGAGACUCCAUCGCUGGCAGCAGGUUGAGAUGCUGACGGGCUUCUCGCUGGUCCAUAACCCAGGCUUACCCUCUCUGGCCUCGGCCCUCAACCUGGACCCAAGCUUCAUGGGCGGCCGCGGGACACCCCAGCACUUUAUGUCUGAUGACAUGGAUGACAUGGACGAGGACAUAGUGGCACCAGGAACCCUGCAAUCUCCCAGUAUGAUGUCACUCCGUCAACGGCACAUCGACCCGCAGCUGGCCCUGGGCUCUCAGAGGUUGGUAGAGAGUUGUCACGGGCAGGAAGGGGAGGGUAGCUCAUACAGAUCUAGGGCGGCGCUGCGGCAGACACUCAGCCAUUCGUUCGGGCAGUCCGAGGCUCUGGGAAUGCCUCCGCUUUCUUCUGCUGUAUCUCAUCCCGCCAUCUUCUCCGCCUCAUCAUCGCACCUUCCACACUCCUCCUUCCACGCUGCCGCCUCUCAUUCGUCCCACUAUCACUCCACACAUUUCCAGCCCAUGGACACCAUCCCAGACCUCCCGUACGAGACCAGCCCUCAGCGCACCCGCCGUUCCGGUAGCUUCGGGGACCUCAACCGCUCUGACUCCGAUUCCUCCCUCUGUAUAUCCCAGACCGGCGAACAACUACGUCUAUCCUACAGUUACAAAUCCUUCCCCGUGAAGCCCACCUCCCUCCUGCACGGCCCCCAGUCGCGGUCUGAGGAAGGCGCCCACUCUCAAACACCCAAUGGAGGCAACCGCGUCCAAGACGGAGGCGCUUCUCCUGACGGAGUCCCUGACAGUCCCAUAUUAAUGAAGAAGAUAUCCAGCUUUGAGAAAUCCGCCAGCAUGAGCGAGAUCCAAGGCUCGCAGAUGGCGAUGUCCAUGUCGGAAUCCUCGCGCUCCCUGAGCCCGAACUCCACCGAACCCGACACGCCGCCACCCACCGGACAGACUGGCGGGAAGGCAGGAAGUCGCAUCCCUCAGAUAUCUUCAAAAAAGAGCCCCCUAGAGGAGGACACUGGUUCUACAGGUGAAGACACUGAUUCCAGCCGCAAGAAACAUUUGCACACCUUCAAGAUCUUCAAAAAACAGAAGAAAUAAGGACAGAACUGGACACCUGUGUCGUUUUCCCUGUUUCUUUUCGUCGUAUUGUUACUAUGAAUGUUUUGAUGAUUUUUUUCUUCCCUUCAGUCAGAAGUUACGGCACAACAAAAUCCUUUACGAGGUCUUCGUAGAAACAUUGUUUAUCAGAGGAGCUUUAGGAUGAAUAGCAUGAUCUGUUUGGGCGGAAACAGGUUGGACUGUUUUUUUGAUAGGGCUUGCAUUGCAUUAUUUAUUCAGCAGGAGUCAGUGCCAGACUUUCCAAAGGAUUCUUCCCUCCGAUGGACUUUUCUUUCUUUGUGAAAUCUGUAUCAGUUUGCAUGUCUUCGCCUUUGUUUGAUUGAACUUUGAAUGCUCCUAGAUGUUUGCUUGGUUCUUGUUCCCCUUUGCUUAAACUCAAUAACCUGGUUCUUUUGUUUCUAUCAGCACACUCUCUCCUUUGAGGUUAAAACAAAUCGUCUGAACGUUUUAUGGUACUCCUCGGUGAGUGUUCGUCAAUGGUGAAAACUGUAAAAGGGCUGAACUGUCGGUGUGAAACCCCCUUAAAUGUGUUGCACUAUUUUUGAAUGACGAUGCAUUGGUUUGGUGAAAAGGAAAUGUAGAAAACGUGCUGGAAGACGUGCUAAAACGUUUACACAAGUCAAGCCACUGAACGCAUCUCCACGGCUUCAGGGAUUUCUGGGAUGUGACGGAAAAAAAUCGAUUUGAAAAUUUUAGAUCUUUCCAAAUCAUUUUGAUAAUACAAAGGUGGUUUGUGAAUAUGCACAUGAAUGUUUCUAUGUGAUUGUUUCACUUUUUUUUCUUUCAUUAAAACCCUUGCAGUGAUUUCAUGAAAUAAAAAAUAGUCUCAAUGUAAAAACAAAAAGAGCUCAAAGAACUAAAUGCUACAAUUUUGACUUAAAGGGACAGUUCACCCCAAAGUGAAAAUUCUGUCAACGUUUACUCCCCUUCUUGUUAUUUUAAACCUUUGACUUUAUUUAUUUUGAAAAACACAAAAGAAGAUAUUUUGAAAACUGUUCGUCCCAGUUGACUUCCACUGUGUGAACACAAAGCAGAUGCAAGUCAGUGGCGACCAACGGUUUUCUCGUACCGACAUUCUUCAAAAUAUAUUAUUUUGUGUUCUGCAGAAGAAAGCAAGCCUCGCAGGUUUGAGUUGUCAAGAGGGCGAGUAAAUGAUGACCGAGUUUUCGUUUUGGGGUGAUAGAUCCCUUUAAAUUACACAGAUCUCAAGAGAACUGAAGAAUAUCUUUCCGUCUUCUAAGUGCCAAAGCAAAGCUCAUCACAAACUGUCCAGUUCUGAGGCUUUGGCGUAUCGUAAAAUUAUUUUAUUUACCUACACACUUUCUAAAAAGGUGCCGACUGUCCAAAUUCUGGUAGACCCUACGUCUUGUUACGUCAUCUUUGAAAGAACUGGUAUUUUGUUCUUGUUGAUGGUGCUUUGAAUUAGAUCAUACAAACCAAUUCAUUCAACCCACAUCCUUCAUUUUAUUGGUGCUCUUUUAUAUUUUUUGAACGCAGGCUGCAGACAGUUGCUAUUACGAACGACUUGCCUUUAGACAUAUGGGUUUUACCACUGUGCAUUUUAAGAAGAAUAAGAGAUGUUCUCUGUUCUUCCUGCGGUUUACAUGAUGUUUACUAAGAUAAGCAUCAUCCUUAUCUUUAAAGAGCACUGAAAAUGACAAGCACACUUUCCAAGGGAAAGGGGGGUAAAAGACCUUAUGGGAUGUCACUAUGCAUUCGUUUUUUUUACCCACAGGUUCUAAAGUAAAAAUGUCUCCACAAACCCAGAGACAAACCAAAUUCAUCAUCUUCUAAUUCAUCAAUUCAAUACAUGAUCUGUUCCAUCGUUUCUUUCAUGAAAAAUGGUAAAAGAUGGCAUAGAAAUAUCAACCACCAGUUUUGAUGGGCAUAAACCGUGCGGAUGUGUUUGUUUCAUCUGUGUGCCUAUUGCACGAAGCCGCUGUUAAACCUGUGAGUGUGUCUGUGCGUGCGCAUCGGUCUGGUCCAGUAAACCGCACUUCGCUGUGUUGAUGCAUGUUCUCAAAAACGGACGGGGCAGAGACGCGAGCCGUUUUGACUCUGGCCCCCUGUCAACUUUCUCUGAGCUAUUUAUGACUAUAAUCUACAGAGAGAGGCGAAAAGAAAAAAAUAUUUUGCAUCUUCUGUAAUGUUCAAAACUGUAGUCUUCACGUUUUAUGGCACUCCUGCAUGAAAGCAAUAAAAAAAGUUAUAAAACUA